AUGUCAGAAGUAGUAUCACCUUCAAUUGAAACAACUAUAGUUAGUAGUACUACAACUACUAAUAGUACAACAACACCCACAACUUCAACCACCACCACAAGUACAGCAUCACCAUCCACAUCAAGAUUUAGUUUUAAAAAUAUUUUUGGUAAACAUAGUAAAAAAGAAAGUGGUAGUGAUUCUUCUCAAUCUUCAUUGAAUUUAAAAGAUAAAGAAUCAAAAGAAUCAAAAGAAAGUAAAAGAAAGUCAAAAUCAUAUAAAAGAUCACAAAGUUUAGAGAAUUUCUCAAAGACACCAUCAACCAGCGAAAAUAAUAUUCAAUCACCAGAUAAUGCUGCGGCAAAUACACAACCACAAACCACUACUAUCGAUACUGUACCAAUUACAAUGAUUGCACCAACUGGCUCAUUACCAAAUAUGCCAGAAGUUUUAUCAAAUGGUAUUUCAUUAGAGGGUAAUAAUAAUAAUAAUAAUAAUAAUAAUAAUAAUAAUAGUAAUAGUAAUAAUAAUGAAGGAUCAUCAUCUUCAACAACAGCAGCAACAACGCCAUUAACUGAAUCAGUAUCAUCAGCAUCAUCAUCAUCAUCAACAUCAACAAUUACAACAACACCAAGUGAAGUUACACCACAACAUUCAACAUCAUCAUUAAUGAAACAAUCACCACAAGGUGCAGAUUCAGUUACAACAAAUAAUAAUAGACGUAGUUGGUCCGAACAAUUAGAUAGCGAUAAAGAGAACUUUGUAAACGAUUUAAAUGAACAAUCAGUACUUUCACAUCCAUCAUUUUGUGAGCCAUCACGUGUAAAGAGAAUUAAAGUUGCCAAUGUUACAAUUAUAUUCAACCCAAUGAGUGGUAGUAAAAUCGGUGAAAAGAUUAUGGUCGAAGCUAAAAAGUAUUUCGAAGUACAUGGUAUUAAAGUACACGUAAUUCCAACUGAAUAUAAAGGUCAUGCCGAAGUUUUAUGUCGUACAUUAGAUAUCGAAGGUAUUGAUGUAGUUUGUUUAGUCGGUGGUGAUGGUACCAUCCAUGAGGCUGUAAACGGUAUCAUGAAGAGAGACCCAGAGUCAAGAGAACGUUUUGUUAUGGCUUGUUUACCAGCUGGUACUGGUAACUCUUUUGUAUUGGAACUCCAAGGCAAACUCUCAAUUAAACAUGUUUGUGAACGUGUUGUCAAUGGUUUAACCGUACCAAUUGAUAUUGCCAAGGUUACAAUCGUUGGAAAGAGUAAAAUUAGUGCUGAAUGCUCAAGAAGAAAGUUGGAAUAUAAUACAUUGAAAAAGAAAUUUGCUCAUGUAAAUUUAGAUGCUUCAACCCUCUCAAGCAGUCAAGAAGCUGGUAGACGUUCAAUUCAAGCUUACAGACAAAUUCGUCCAGAUGCUUUAAUGGAGUAUGGUAGUACAUUGGGUAAUCAAUUCAAUGGUAGUAAUGGUAUCGAUAGAGCCCCAUCUUCAAGCGAUUUAGGUAAUGAUAUAAUAGACAGUGAACAACAAGCACACAAUUUCGACGACAAUACACCAGAACCAAUCUAUUGUUUUAAUUCACUUCAUUGGGGAUUAGGAUCAAAGGUUAAUAUCACCGCAGAGAAAAUGAGAUGGAUGGGUAAAGCCGUUCGUUAUACCACCGCCGCCCUCUUGGAAUUAUGUAGAGGUGAAAGAAUUUUAGCACGUAUCGAAUAUGAAGAUGCCAAUGGUGAAGUCACAGCUUUGGAAGACGAAUUUUGUUUAGCAAUUGUAAAUAAUAUUCAAGGCGCUGCCAAAGGUAUGAAAAUGGCACCAAAAGCAAAAUUAAAUGAUGGUCUCAUCGAUUUAAUCCUCGUUAAAUCUCAUAAAACUUUUGAUUUAAUGAAUAUUUUCACCAAAGUUUACGAUGGUACUCAUACAGAACUCGACUAUGUCAUCUAUAAACAAGUUAAACGUUUCUCCAUCACCCCUUUCAAAAAAGAUAAAGAAAGAAAGAAACGUUUAAGAAAGGAAAAGAAGAGAAUUAAGGCUGCCAUCAAGGCUGGUCGUGAACAUGCCAAGAAUCCAUUAGAAAUUUUAAAAACUGAAUGUAACACAAUCCUCUCCGAGUUGGAAGAUCAAAUCGACGAAGAAAUCAUUGAUAUCGAUGGUGAAUUAAAGGGUCAAACUCCAUUUGUUUGUGAAAUGAUACCAAGAUCAGUUAGAGUUGUAGUAUAA
Dictyostelium discoideum AX4 is the source of this 2178-nucleotide messenger RNA. It is a transcript of the gene sgkC, whose product is annotated as sphingosine kinase related protein. Gene Ontology annotation, molecular function: ATP binding; kinase activity; transferase activity. The record is from RefSeq and is a predicted model, not a curated record. The coding region runs from base 1 to 2178 and encodes 725 amino acids. The transcript has a single exon. NCBI's taxonomy places the organism in Eukaryota, Evosea, Eumycetozoa, Dictyosteliales, Dictyosteliaceae.